Molecule: messenger RNA, 5374 nt
Organism: Pezoporus flaviventris
Lineage: Eukaryota; Metazoa; Chordata; Aves; Psittaciformes; Psittacidae
Gene: FLT3
Product: fms related receptor tyrosine kinase 3
Exons: 24
Coding region: 2035-5091 (1018 amino acids)
Biological process (GO): B cell differentiation; cell surface receptor protein tyrosine kinase signaling pathway; positive regulation of kinase activity
Cellular component (GO): signaling receptor complex
Molecular function (GO): transmembrane receptor protein tyrosine kinase activity; ATP binding
Source: RefSeq, a predicted model, not a curated record
GCUAGACUCCUUUCUGUGGUACCCAGUAACAGGACCAAAGACAAUGGGCACAAACUGAGACACAGGACAUUCCCCUAGAAUGUCAGGCAGCACAUUUUUACUGCAAGGGUGGUUGAGUGCUGAAUAAUUACCUGGAGAAGUUGUGGACUCUCCAUCCUUGGAGAUAUUUAAAACCUUACUGGAUGUGCUCUGGGGCAACCUGUGCUAGCUGAUCAUGCUUUCAACGUGGGACUGAGCUAAGUGAUCGCCAGAAGUGUUUUCCAACCUCAUCCAUGCUGGGACUGAGUACCAGUGAGGGCUGUGGAAAACAAAAAGGCAACCUGCCAGCUAGGAAAUCUUGUUGCCAGCAUGACAUUUCCCUGCUUGCAAUGAUUUCUCUAGGGCCUGUGGAAUCCUCUACUUCCUUUCCCAGUUUUUGAAUCCUUGCAAAUGUGUACCUCCCUAGUUUUCAUAUAAUUUCAGCACCUUCCUUUGAACUGCAUCACAUACAAACUUGUCUCCAGCACCAGAGUACAAUGCUAUUGCCCCAGUCUUCUAGGGCAGUCUUGUGAGAGAUCAUCCGCUUGUCUUUGCUAAUGAUGGUGGUCUCAAUGCCAUUUCCCCCAUUGUCCCUGCAAUUACCUAUGGGACAUUUUCUGUGGCUUCUUUUACCUAUGAUAUGUCUGUCUAUUUCUAGUCCAUCUACAUUUUUAUUUAAUCUACCCUAAUUCAAAAGAAGCUAUUUACCAGGUAUCAGUAAAAAAUAAAAAUAUAUAGGUAUCACCUCUGACAGGUUUCUGGGAACACCUUACUGAUGCUGAAUUUAUUUUUUAGGGAUUCUUUUUAUUCAGGUUCUGUACAAUUGCAGAAUGAAUGCUUAGUCCCUAGCAAGUAAAACUGUAACUGAUUGAAUAAUGUAAUAAAAUAUACUUUUAGAUAUAAACUGUAACAGUUGAAUGAAUAAUAAAAAUACCCCAGCCUAUCCUGUGGGAUCAUGGGGCAGAUGCUCCAGCUUAUCCCUUAAAAUUGGAUCCACUUUCUGCCUGGGGCUGUGACGUGGGGCUGUGGAAGCUGGGGAGACCCUCCUGCUCCUCUGUGAUGUCCUGUCCUAAUACAAACAAGAGGCCUUGCUGGGGUGAGCAACUUCAGCCAGGGCCAGGAUGGUUCUACCCUUUACACACCAGUGACUGGGAGACAAUGAUGAGGCAGGUCCUGGCAUGCUACACUCCAAGGAAGGCAGCAAGUGGGGACAGUUAAGAGCAGAGGGGCUAUGUCCCUAGAGGCUCAUGUCUGAGGGUGAGCCUGGAGAUCUUUAUUUUUAUCCCCUUGACAAAUCAUUUGCAAAACGACUUCAGAGCAGCUGUAGCUUAGUAUAAACCUCCUGUGGACAGUGCUAGUUCCCUCUUCCCCUAGCGUAAACACAGCCCCAUGCCAAAAACCUGCUCCCCAUCCAUUGGCUCAUGGAAGUGACCACAGCAAGUCCUCUGUCACCAGCAGACCAAGCACUCACCCAGCACAAGAAACCUCCCUCAGCCCACGAUGACAUAUAUGACAGGGUGUUCCCAUGGAAUCACACAAACUUUGGAUUGUUUUUUUAAGCUCUUUAGCUUGGCAGUGACACUUGUUCUCCCCCUCAUCAAUACUCAGAUAAAUUAUGCAGACUGCCGGUGCACGAAAGCAGAAACUAUAACUGUUUCAAAAAUAAGAAUUGAAGUGAGACAGCAAAAAAAUCAGCUGAACUAAAUUUAGCCAAGAAAAUAGGUUUGUGUAGAAGUGUGAGAGAAGAGGUAAAGAGAUGGGCAAGGACUGUGCAGCUGGAGUGGAGGCAGCUGUUUGGCUUGGCAGAGGCAUUCUCUGACAGAAGGAAGAUGCUCCCCAACUUUCAGAGAGGCCCCUCUUCUCCCUGUACCACAGUGUUUCCUUCAGGCUGAGGUCUCAGGACCUCGAUUUUGAAGAAGUGGUUUCACUGUGGGCAGUGACGUGCACCCUUAAGCCACCACCUGCACAACUCGGUUUCACUCACUGGGGCUGGGGCACUGCAGGGCAUCACCAGCCAUGGCAGCAGUCUGGCCCCGUGGCCACCCUGAUGGAAGCACAUUUCAGCUAGCAGUUCUUGUUAUGACAACAGUUACUUUCACUUCUGCAAUAAAACAAAAUACAUCUGAGAUUAUAUGUGUUUUAAUCAGCCAGAAGGAUGAAGGUUCAGGAACACCAGAGACAUUGGUAUCUCCCAAGAUUUCUAACAUUUUGGAAGAUCUUGGGUGUUAUUUGAAUUAUCAAGGAACAGAGAACAUCUAUGAACCAACUAAAACUGUGGAAGUUAAUGUCUUUGAAGAUAUUGAAUUAAGAGUAAUAAUGAACAUUUCUAAUAUAAUUUCAUGCUUCUGGUUCUUUAAAGAGAGCAAAGUGUGUAAACCUUCUUUGGACUCACAGAAUCGAUACGUUAUGUCUUUGGCUUUUUCACAAAUAAGAGAAGCACAAGCUGGAAAAUACACCUUCUCAGUCAUAAGUGAAACUGGCAAUUACACAGUAGUUGUGCCUGUUCUCAUCCAAAAGAGACCAGGCAAACCCUAUUUUAGGAAAAGGGAAGGAUCAGAUGCAAUUGAAUGCAUAUCUGAGAGCUACCCUCAGCCCUAUGUGGAGUGGAUAUUUUGCAAAACACCUGAAAAGAGUUGCCCUGAUAAAGUGCAUGAAGAAACUGGGGAAAUAGAUGGCAUACAGAAGAUACAUUAUGAAUUAUUUCAAACUUAUAUAUGGUGCUGUGCAGCUAAUGACCUGGGCAGAGAAUGCACUGGCGUCUUUACAAUAGAUUUAAAUGAAAGACAAACAGCACCUUUACCUGAAUUACUUCUUAAAGUCGGAGAACCGUUGCUGAUCAGGUGCAGAGCUGUUCACCACAAUUACAAAUUCAGAAUAAAACUAACUUUAGAAAGCAAAGAAGUUGAGCAGGAUCGCCGGUUUGAAGGAUUAGAAUAUCAAACCGAUUACUCAGCAAUUCGGAUCCACUAUGUGUUUGCUUCAGCGGCAGGAAGAAGUGAUAGCGGACGUUAUACCUGUUCUUCUACUGCUCAUCAGAAUCAAACUGCUUUGGUUACAGUUUUAGAAAAGGGAUUUAUAAAUAUAACCGACUCUAAAGAAGAAUUUGAAAUUGGUGAAGAAGCAUUUUGCUUUGAAGUUAACUUUACAGCAUAUCCAUCAGUUAGAUGCAUGUGGCUAUCUUCCCAAAAAACAUUUCCAUGUAAACAAAGUUACAGCAUGGAUGGACGCAGCAUUUCAUCAAAGUUCUGCAACCAUCAGCACCGGUCUGGAGUAUACGUAUUUUAUGCCGAAAAUGAUGAUACAGUCGUGACAAAAAAAUUCACUCUGUACGUGAGAAGAAAGCCCGAAAUAAAGAUGCAGUGGCUGUUCAAGCAGAUCUCCUGCAUCGCUGACAGUUACCCUGCCUCAUCCUGGGUUUGGAGGAGCUGUUCCGAGCUGAACUCAUCCAACUGUACAGAAGAAAUCACUGAGGGGAUUCACAACUUGUUACCGGAGAGGAGAUCCCUGGGGUCAUGGAUUUCUAGCAGUACUUUAGAUGUAAAGGAGACAGCAACAAACUUCUCUGUGGAGUGCUGUGCAAACAAUUCUGCUGGUUCAUCCUGUGAAAAGAAUUUCAUUAACCUAUCAGUUGCAGGAGCUGUUUCUCCUCCCCUGGACAGUACUGCCUUCUAUGUCUCUGUUGGAUUUUUCCUCCUAUUGAUGGCUUUCUUGUUUAUACUAUAUUUUCAUAAAUACAAAAAGCAAUUUAGGUACGAAAACCAGCUGCAAAUGAUUCACAUUAUAGGUCCAUCAGAUAACGAGUAUAUCUACAUUGACUUCAGAGAAUUUGAAUAUGAUCUCAAAUGGGAAUUUCCCAGGGAAAAUCUGGAGUUUGGACAGGUCCUUGGUUCUGGGGCUUUUGGGAAAGUGGUAAAUGCAACAGCUUAUGGAAUUAGCAAUGCAGGAGAUGCAGUCCAGGUUGCAGUCAAAAUGCUAAAAGAAAAACCUGAUGCUUCAGAAAAAGAUGCUCUAAUGUCUGAGCUGAAAGUGAUGACUCACAUUGGAAGCCAUGAAAAUAUUGUGAACCUACUAGGAGCUUGUACUGUGUCAGGACCAAUCUACUUGAUAUUUGAAUACUGUUGCUAUGGUGACCUUCUGAAUUACUUAAGGAGCAAGAGAGAAGAGUUUCACCGGACAUUGGCGUAUGUUUUUAAACAGCACAACUUCAGCUUUUACCACAAUAUUCAUUUGAACCAAAAUUCCAGGAAGGGAACUCACCUCAAGUAUAAUGUGAAUGCAGCUGUAUGGAGAGAAGAUGAAUUUGAAGUCACACAGAGCCAAAACAUAAAUAUGGCAUCUGGAUCAAAUGGGAUUGUGCUGCCUUCUGAGGAAGAUGAAAUUAGAUGUGGAAGCAGAUUGAUGGAUGAAGAGGAGGACUUUAAUGUGCUCACUUUUGAAGACCUUCUUUGCUUCUCUUAUCAAGUUGCCAAAGGAAUGGAGUUUCUUGAGUCCAAAUCGUGCAUUCACAGAGACCUUGCUGCCCGAAAUGUACUAGUGACCCAUAGAAAAGUGUUGAAAAUAUGUGACUUUGGCCUUGCCAGAGACAUAAUGAACGACUCCAACUACAUUGUCAGGGGCAAUGCUCGUUUGCCAGUUAAAUGGAUGGCUCCUGAAAGCUUGUUUGAGAGGACAUACACAAUGAAGAGUGAUGUCUGGUCUUAUGGAAUAUUACUGUGGGAAAUUUUCUCUUUGGGUGUAAAUCCCUACCCUGGGAUUCCAGUUGAUACAAACUUCUACAAAUUAAUACAAAGUGGAUUUAAAAUGGACCAACCGUAUUAUGCUACAAGAGACGUCUAUCGCGUGAUGCAGUCCUGUUGGGACCUUGACUCCAGAAAGAGACCCUCUUUUUCCCAGCUGGUUUCCUCUCUUGCCUGUCAGCUGGCUGAGGCAGAAGGAGCAGUUUACCAAAAUAUGAAGAAAAAUGUUUCCACACACAAUUCCAGCAUCAAAAUGAAACCACAUGUAAGUAGGGAUGAGAAAUCUCUGCUAUCCCCGACUGUGCUCCAGCAUGAAGGCUCUCAGGUUGAAAAAUAAUCUGGGUUAUGGAUUUGAGCCCAGUAUUUUCAUAAAUUCCAUGUAGCAUAAAUGUAUUAUAACACCACUAAGAAAAGAAAAUGUUACCAACCACUGUUCCAUUCACCUUUCUUAUGGGACAGUCUAUAUUUAUGUUACUUUGAGGAGAAGACACAGUUCAUUGCUUCGAAUUCAGCAAACACGUUUAUUGCAGACAGAAGCAACGGUCUUUUCGACUUAUAUUGGAGAUCUCUUUUCCCAGUUUUAUGUAAAUAAUGUCUUAUCAAUGCAUUGAAUUCAGACU